AACGAAAGAAAUCUUAUCUGCCACCCACUAUUUCACACUGUUAGUAAACAUGCUAAUUUCAUUGUAUCCAGUGAGACGAGACAUCAAAUUCCAACGAUCCAUCAUGUGCCCCCACACCCCCAUUACUCUCUCUCUCCUCCUCUUUUUUCCCUCCUCUCUCGCUCUCUGUCUCACCAACUUGAGGCCUCUCCACCGCUAUAUAAAUCUCUCUAGUGAUCAUCUCUCUUCAUCCCAAGCUCCAUUCCUUUCUUCCUCCACUUCCUUUGUUAUCUCUUUGUUUUACUUAAGUAAUCUCUUUUCUUUUUUCGCUUCAACUACAAUUCCCCUUGGGUGUCAAUGGCCACUGUUGAGGUUGUGUCAGCUACAUCAGCACUCCCAGAGGAAGCUAAAAUGGAAACAAUCAAGGCUGAAGAAACCACCACCAAAGAAACAAUCACCGAAGAGGUAGUGACCGCGCCAGCAACCGUGGCAGCAGAGCCACCAGCGGAAGAGCAGAAGGAAGCAGAGGCGGCUGCAGCACCAGAGGAACCCGCAGUUCCAGAGCCGGAAGCUACUCCGGUAGUUGAGGUCGAGACCGAGGAAGUGGUGGUGGAAGAGGCUGAGGUGGUUGUCGAAGAGGCUGUUGUAGAGGAAAAAGAAGAGGUUUCUCCAAAGGUGGCCCCAGAACCAGCUGAAGUGGAAACUAAGCUGGAGGCUCUCGCGGAGCCGGAAGCAGAACCAGAAGUAGUCUCUGAAGCUCCAAAAGAUGAAGUUGCUAUUGAAGAAAAAGCAGCUGAAGUUGAAGCGGAAGUUGUCACAGAAGCAGCAGUUGUGAAGACUGAGGAAUGAAUAAGCUAUAAAAAAUGUGGCUUUAGUGAAAAUUAAGGUUGUUGAUGAGGUGGGGACAGUAUGUUAGGUGUCUUCUUGUUGUUUAUUUUGUCCAAUAAAGCUAUUACUCAGGAGGUGUGGGGUUUGGAAUCUUAGAAAUAUGUUCACGACCCACUUGGAUAGUCCAAUGCCAACUUGCCACGCAGCCGGCGACAUGUAUUGGAAUAGAGACCUAGAUGGGCUGCAGAUGGUUGGUUACGGCCGCGCCACGUGGCUCGUGGUUAUUGGUUCUAAGUAGGUCUGUUUAGUUGUGUAAUGUUGAAUGUGUUUGGUUAUGCAAGAUGGGCUAUGCCAGCUUCAAUAAUAAAUCUUAUUGUGUUUAAUAAA
Molecule: messenger RNA, 1194 nt
Organism: Rhododendron vialii
Lineage: Eukaryota; Viridiplantae; Streptophyta; Magnoliopsida; Ericales; Ericaceae
Product: major latex allergen Hev b 5-like
Exons: 2
Coding region: 337-828 (163 amino acids)
Source: RefSeq, a predicted model, not a curated record